This is a messenger RNA of Dalotia coriaria, 2386 nucleotides long. Its product is annotated as dnaJ homolog subfamily C member 11. The coding region runs from base 359 to 2062 and encodes 567 amino acids. The transcript is spliced from 9 exons. Gene Ontology annotation, biological process: cristae formation. The record is from RefSeq and is a predicted model, not a curated record. NCBI's taxonomy places the organism in Eukaryota, Metazoa, Arthropoda, Insecta, Coleoptera, Staphylinidae.
AGUAUAAUUUGUGAAGUUUCAUAAUUUUGCGCGAUAUAUUACGACUUGCGCUGUGGCAGCUGUUAUGUCACGGGCAUGUGAAAGACUCGAACGUUCGCCGCUAGCAGCAUCGCCAAAAACUGCCAAGUUUUGCAAGCAUCAAUAAACGCGACGUAAACAAAUACAAUUAGCGUGUUUCAGGCGCUAAUGAGUGCACGUGCAAUUUGCCGGAACUGGGAGUCGCGGCCGGCGUUGCUAGUCAUCCUCGCAGCCGGGGAGUGCGUGCAAAUAGGUUAACUUCAUACUUCAUGUAAACGUAACGUGCGGUGUAGUCCUUGAGUUUCCUUUGCAAAUUUUCGGCACUGCCAGGAACGAAACUAUGGACUUUGAUUCGGACGACGAGACCAAUAUCAUCGAGGAGGAUUUUUACGCAUUUUUGAAUAUUCCACGAGACGCCUCUAAAGAGGAUAUCAACAAUGCCUAUCGACGUCUUAGUCGACUAUAUCAUCCAGAUAAACAUCUGGAUGAAGAGAGCAAGGCAAAGGCAGAGCUGUUAUUCAACAAAACAAAGAGGGCAUAUGAGGUGCUUUCAGAUCCACACCAAAGAGCAAUUUAUGAUAGUCUAGGAGUAAAAGGGCUGGACACUGAAGGAUGGGAGGUUGUACAGAGAACGCGGACACCUGCUGAAAUUCGUGCUGAAUAUGAACAACUUGCUGAGGAGAGGGCAGAGAGAAAGAAGCAACAGAGAACUAAUCCUCAUGGAUUAGUAACAAUUAACAUUAAUGCAACUGACUUGUUUAAUCCAUAUGUAGAUGAACUGAUGGAUGAUGAUGUUGAGUCUGGAGGAUUGCCAAACAUAGAAGUAUCUGGUAUGACAUUCAAUCAGUCUGUGGAGUUUCCACUAACUCAAAAAGAUACCUGCACCAUGAGUGGAUCAUUGCAUACACAAAAUGGCAAUGGAAAUGGGGAUGUAAGCUUCAGUUGGCGGCACAUUUAUUCACAUAAGUCGUGGAUUGAGACGGAAUUUGCUGCAGGAAAUGGGCCUGUGUUUAGUCUAAAAGCUUUUCGGACGUUAAGCAAGAGGUUUUUUUGGAAUGGUGGUACAAUGCUACAAUUGGCACCCCAAGGAUUCCGAGGAGGUCUUGUAUCCACGAUUGCCAUGCAGAUUGAUAAACAUUCAGUAGGAUAUUUGACUUACCAAGGUGGUCUUCGUAAUUUUGUCUCGUCUUCAAUUGUUCGUGAUACAGAGACUGGGACCGGGUCGUUGAUUAUGCAGUUGGGUCUUCCACACUCAUUUGUUUCCGUUAGUUAUGCUAGAAAAAUGAUGAACCAAGAAUUGAAGUUAAAAGUUUUGAUUAAAUUGGGCACAUUCGGAGGGCUAGUAGAGUAUGGCGUUGAAAGAAAAGUGUCAAAGCAUAGCAACUUAUCAGCGGCCGUAUCGGUAGGAGUGCCGAGUGGCAUAAAACUUAAAAUUAGAUUAACUCGUGCAAAUCAAGUGUACUCGUUCCCCAUUCACUUGUGCGAAGAAGUGAUGCCAGCACCUAUUUUCUAUGCGACGAUCGUGCCACUUGUCGUUUAUGUGGUGGUGCAGAAGGGUUUUGUCGAACCAUUUCUCAAGGAACAACGCGCUCGGAAAGUGGAAAAGCAGCGGCAGGACAACCGUCAGAAAAUGGCUGAAAAACGAAAGGAAGCUCAAGCUGCGGUGGACCUCAUGCAGGCGGCCUAUGAGCGAAUCAUGAUCGACGAGACCAGUAAAAAUGGUCUUGUUGUUGUGAGAGCUAUAUAUGGUAAAAUAUGUGCUGAGGAAGGUGAUGUGAUUCAAGACCUGACUGAAGAAGCGAUAGAUGUUACAAUACCACUUCAAUGUUUAGUGAAAGAUAGUAAAUUAGUUUUGCACGACUUAUCAAAGAGUCAACUUCCGGGAUUUUUUGAUCCGGCUGUCGGCGAAGAAAAAUCACUGCACAUCGCCUACACGUAUAGGAACCAGCAACACGAAGUGUUGGCGCACGACACGGAGCCAAUACGCAUACCGAAGCUAGGUAAGUCAGCGCGCGCGUCACUCAGUUCGAAUCAAAGGAGAUAAUCCACCCAGUCCUUCCUCAAUUUCCUUCUCUCGCUCCACCCUGCCUCGUCGCGAACAGCUCAUAAGUUUGUCAACGUGAGAGAGUCGCGCCGAUGGCAAUCCCGUGGGAGAGUCUGACGACCAUUAACGAACGGCUUUCGCUCCAUCCAUCCACAGCCAAGUAAUGGUUUGCACGCCCGAGUAACAAAUUGGUUCUUAGUGUGUUCACUCUGGCGUGCACACAGCGAAUUGUGUAAUUUGAUUUGCAAUCUGAGCAAUUAUUGUGCUGUAAACAUCGUUGACGUAGUAUUGUUACAAAUAAAUAAUUAUUUGUUAUAAAAAAAA